Amblyraja radiata (thorny skate) is the source of this 690-nucleotide messenger RNA. Its product is annotated as immunoglobulin kappa light chain-like. The coding region runs from base 1 to 690 and encodes 229 amino acids. The record is from RefSeq and is a predicted model, not a curated record. The transcript is spliced from 4 exons. NCBI's taxonomy places the organism in Eukaryota, Metazoa, Chordata, Chondrichthyes, Rajiformes, Rajidae.
AUGGGAAUCCUCCUGUUUUUUGUGCUGUCACUCUGCUUACGCCACUCCGUCAGUCAGUCCGUGACCCAGAGCCCGAAUACGGUGACCGGAAAAGAGUGUGAGUCCGUCACCAUCACCUGCCUUUUCCAAGUUCAUUUAUGGGGCAGUUACAGAUUACAGUCUGGACAUUUCUUCAAGCAUGCACAGUCCGAUGCACAGUGGCAGCGGGUCACUCCAGGUGGACGGUUUGUUGUGUGGAUCAAAAAAGCGAAAAAGACCUUUUCGUUGAAAAUUAUUCGUUUGAGAGUUGAGGACAUGGCCACAUAUUACUGUCAAGCUGAGUACAAAUGGAGUAAGCACAGUGAUGGGCCUGGGACUACGGUGACUGUCGCAGCCGAUUCCAUUUCCGCAGGUUCCAUGAGUCCGCCUCUACAAUCCUCUCUUUCUAGUGACACUGUCUCUCUUAACUGCGUAUAUUCAGGACUCUGCUCGUACACAGUACACUGGUACCGACAGUUCCCAGGGCAGGCUCUGGAAUUCCUGCUCCAAAGACACACUUCAGGAAAGAAAGAUGAGGAAGAGGCUGCCGGAGGUCGUAUUUCUGGUUCUCUCGAUCCUGACCAGAAAAUCAGUCAGUUAACGCUGUCUGAAGUUCUGCCGAGCGACGAGGCUGUGUAUUACUGUGGGAUGAGUCCACGCAUCGCACAGUGA